Molecule: messenger RNA, 812 nt
Organism: Drosophila biarmipes
Lineage: Eukaryota; Metazoa; Arthropoda; Insecta; Diptera; Drosophilidae
Exons: 1
Coding region: 123-668 (181 amino acids)
Source: RefSeq, a predicted model, not a curated record
AUACAUCUCACUCACAAACAAACCCCAACGCAAGCCACAUUAAACCGAACCAGCCAAAAUUAUAAUACUUAAAUAUUUAACUAUUUUAUUCUCGUGCUACCCACAAAGUUAUUUGAAACACUAUGCAGGCGAAAACUAAACCUACAUUGGCAUAUACUGUCCCCCAUAAUUGGAUGUUUGAUAAGGAUCUUCGGGUCAAGAGCGAGUUUAAGCUGUACAACCUAAUGCCAGGCAGUGGCUUCCGAAGUCGACUACUGCGGCGCUGCCAUGAGAAGGGGAUUUCGGGAUACAUAGUGUUCACCCACAGCGGAAGCCGAGCUUUCGGGGUGAUGAGUGGCAAGCGCAGAAGCAUAACCGAGAUGAAGGACUGGCUUUUGAGAACUUGCAUUCCGGAACCCUUCUCAAAGCGAAUUGCGUUUUCGUCCUACGAGAUAUGCUUCAACCCGAACCGAAAAAACUUUCAGGUGAAGGACACUCUGCCCCAGGACGCAAAGUUCCUGGGCGACAUGGACGAGAAAUACGUUGAGGGGAAAAAGUGCAAGCCAGGGAAAAAAAGCAAAGAACUCGGCGAAUAUGCCGAUUUCUAUAAUUCGGAUUUUUUUAUCGAUGCGGAAAAGGCCUGCGAAAACGAUGAUGCAAGCACAAUAUUCAAUUCUGAGACCACCUAGGCCUUUCUCGCAGUGUAGAUGCGACUCGUGCUGGCCAUUGUUCAACACUAUUUGCGCUACUUAAUCUCUUAAUUAAAUAUGCGACUAACUGGCAGCUCGAAGGCACUCGCAGAGUGGCCCAGACAUCGUCGUUUAGUGUCGAAA